This is a messenger RNA of Zingiber officinale, 2429 nucleotides long. RefSeq names its product putative wall-associated receptor kinase-like 16. The record is from RefSeq and is a predicted model, not a curated record. Gene Ontology annotation, molecular function: protein serine/threonine kinase activity; polysaccharide binding; ATP binding. The transcript has 3 exons. NCBI's taxonomy places the organism in Eukaryota, Viridiplantae, Streptophyta, Magnoliopsida, Zingiberales, Zingiberaceae. Gene Ontology annotation, biological process: protein phosphorylation; cell surface receptor signaling pathway. Gene Ontology annotation, cellular component: plasma membrane. The coding region runs from base 50 to 2287 and encodes 745 amino acids.
AGCUUAAUUGCUAGCUACCAGGAAAAUUAGAGAAGAGAGUGGGAGAUUGAUGACGACGACGAUGAUGAAGAAGUCUGUAAUUUGCAUGUGUCUUCUGUUGCUUUUGCUCUUAGCAAUUAGUAGAGCAGAUUCGUCGAUCAACUCAUGCACCAGGCUUUGCGGCAACGUCGACAUCCCCUUCCCCUUUGGCAUCGAGUCGGACUGCUUCCUUCCCGGCUUCCACGUCGUCUGCAACAACUCCAAACUCUACUCCGGCGGCAUCCAAAUCCUCAACAUCAAUCCCGACAAGUCUCAUGCCCACAUACUCCAGAAAAUCUCACUCGUCGACCCACAAAACAACAACAACUCCACUACCGGAGUCCACAUCUCAACGGCGAUGAACCUCACCGGCUCGCCCUUCCGCUUCCCCGAGAGCCGCAACAUCUUCGCCGCCUUCGGCUGCAACGUCAUCGCCUUCUUCAACACAUCCAUCCCCGGCAAAAUUUCCGACACUGGAUACGAACGGCAUUCCUGCGCCGCUCUCUGCAACGACGUCAACUACAUCCACCUUAACGGUACUUGCUCCGGCGCCGACGGCUGCUGCCAGAUCACCAACAUUCCCCGGGAAAUGCAGCAACUAACUUCCUACUUGAUCCUUGACUUCGCCGGAUUUAGCGGCGGCUUGUCGUCACAAAAUUCGUCGUUCCUCUUCUCGACCCUUGUGUCUCGGUCCUUUUUCAAUUCGUCGUCGGACCUUAGCGGGCGUGACUUAUUUGAGCUGUUCCAAGGACAGGUUCCGGUCUCCGUCGACUGGACCAUUACCAACGCGUCGUGCCAUGAAGCUAAGCUCAAUCCCACCGCCUAUGCGUGCCGGAGUCAGAACAGCGAGUGUUACGAACCCUAUUCCUCCUUCAAAGGAUACACCUGCAGCUGCAGUGAAUAUUACAAAGGCAAUCCCUACAAGAAAGACGGAUGUUCUGUUAGUAAAUGCGCUAGACCCGACUGUUACGGAGUGUGUCCUAAGGGCGGGCCAUGCUUUUGCCCGCCAGGCAUGGGAGGGGAUCCUUUUGAUCCAAUCGGAUGUGGUGUAGAAGUCACUCCGGCAAGAAACAUCUUUUUGAUUAUAAGUGCAAGUGUUGGAGGGUGUGUGCUUAUUCUUUUUACUGUUUUGGUGUUGUUGAGAAUUCUGAAAAAAAGAAAUCUUCAAAACAGAAAGAGGAAAUUCUACCGUAGAAAUUUAGAUUUGUUAAAAAUGGAACAAUCGUCUACCGAUGAAAUUGUUACUGAAAGGAUGAAGAUCUAUGAGCUAGAUGAAUUGGAAAAAGCUACCAAUAAUUUUGAUAAGACUCGAGUUGUUGGUGGUGGAGGUCAUGGAAAAGUAUAUAAAGGAAUUUUAUCGGAUCAACGCGUAGUUGCCAUCAAAAAGCCAAAGAUAACAAGCGAAAGUGAGCUUGGACAGUUCAUUAAUGAGGUUUUCAUUCUUUCUCAAACAAACCAUAGAAAUGUGGUUAAGUUCAUGGGGUGUUGCUUGCAAACUGAAGUCCCUUUGCUUGUAUUUGAGUUCAUAUCAGGUGGAACACUCUCUGAUCAUCUUCUUAAUCAUGAGCAAUUCUCGCCUUUAUCAUUUGAAGAUCGUUUAAGAAUUGCUUACGAAGUUGCUAGAGCAUUAUCUUAUAUACAUUCUGAAGCUUCAGUAACAAUUUUCCACAGAGAUGUUAAAUCAUCUAACAUUCUACUUGAUGAAAGAAAUACUGCGAAACUAGCGGAUUUUGGUGCUUCGAGGGCUGUUACUUGCGAUAAGAAUUCAGUAACUACUAUUGUUCAAGGAACUUAUGGAUACUUAGAUCCUGAGUACCAUCAAACUGGAAGAUUAACAGACAAGAGUGAUGUCUAUAGCUUUGGUGUAAUUCUUGCAGAGCUUUUGACUGGGAAGACGGCAAUUCCUUAUCAAAAAAAUAAUGAGGUGAGGCACCUAGUUAUGGACUUCGUAGGUUCAUUGAAGGGCAAUUCACUUAUUGAGAUUCUCGAUCCUCUAGUUUUAGAGGAAGCAAAAGACGAAAUUCUUGAAAAGAUUGCAAGGCUCAUAGAGAGAUGCCUCAAAAUGAAUGGGAAUGAACGACCAACAAUGAAGGGAGUGGAGGAGGAACUUGAAGCUAUGAGAGAAAAGAAACUGAAAGUUGAUCCUGAUGAUCCUGAUGGCCUCAGAGGAACUGCAUCAAUUUAUACGACCUUCGAUCUUGGUGUUGAUAGUCUUGGAGGAAUAUCAUCUUUCGAUACUUGCUUUGGUAUCGACGUUAAUAGUCUUUGAUAUUGAUAAGUUUGCUAAUGUCUCUCUACUCCUUUACUGUCGGUCUGUGUGUAUUUGGUUGCCUGCACAAUGUACUACUGAUUUGAGAGUCUAAUAUUUAGUUAUUAUUUGCCCUUUAUCAGUUACUUUGUACCACAACAAA